Candidula unifasciata is the source of this 3351-nucleotide messenger RNA. The record is from the annotation of a GenBank genome assembly. Lineage: Eukaryota; Metazoa; Mollusca; Gastropoda; Stylommatophora; Geomitridae.
AUGACAGAUUCAGCUUUAUUAGGACCUUACAGAGCAACUCGUUUGUGGAAUGAUGUUGUGUUAGCGUUUCGUCAAUAUUUGCCAUGUGGCCGCCACAGACGGUAUAUGAAAACGUUUGACAAUUGCUUCUCUGGGGCAUCUGCUACUGAAUGGCUUCUGCAGUACCUGAAGACCAAUGGGAACUUUGGUUUAGAUAUUUCCAGGGAGAAAGCAACCUCCUUGUUGAAUAAGUUGUACAGAGCUGGCAUUUUUGAGGAAGUGAGAGUCUCCAAGACUAUGCAUCACAAGCAAGAAGUUCGUGAAAAUAGACUGUACAAGUUUUCACCGAUUUCUCCUUCUAAAAUGAAAAUAACACGUCUGCCGUUAGCACCAAGAAAUGAUCUUGGUAUUAAUCGUCCCUUACCAAAGUUUAAAUCAUCUCAGAGUAAAGAAGACACACACGUGCCAUCAAAACAGAAAGCUGAAAGUGAACUAGAUGUUCCUAACAGAAAGCAGUCUAAGCUCAUCAGAAAAAUUUCACUGAAAAGAGACAAGAAAGAAACUGUAGAUAAAGAUGACGAAGAGAAUUAUACUCAGUGUCAUCUGGUUGCAAGAGUUCUUACAACAAAAGAGAUCAAGGACACAUGGAAGGCAGCUUUCAUUCUUAGGUGCAAGCAAGUUCUUGGAGUGGCCAACUUAGGUGAUGUCAUCAGCACCGAUCUAGUCGAUGGUUAUAAUGUCAUGCAUAACUGCAUCUAUCUAAAUAAGAGCGGUGUGGUGACCAACAUAGAUACCAAGGAACAGCUUCCCCACUGGGUCUUGUCUGCCAUGAAAUGCUUGGCUCGUUGGCCAGAGCCUCCAGAACCAGGGUUGCCUAACUAUCCAGGAUUUGAGAAAGAUGUGUUUGGUGUCGUUAAGGACUAUUUUCUAGGACAAGACCAGCCGCUGAUACCCUACAGUCUUUAUGACACCGUUACAAAUGUGUUUGUCAUGGCAGGGAACAGCCAGCUGCGCCACUCAUCGCCUCGUAGUUACAACGAGUCGGGUAUUCCCAGCACACUGUGGUCAUCAGUGUCCCUAGAGAACAUCAUCCUGAACCUCACAAAGAAGUACUGCCUACUGGACAACACAGGGAAUCAACAUGGAAGCACUAGAGAUCUGCAGGACUCCACCAGCUGGUUUGGGACCAGGGAGGAUUUACGGUUUGCAGAAUAUGACAACCACAAUUCUGGAAACUGCCAUCAAAGUGCCAUUCUCCACAGUAAAAGAAUGGACAUGCUUGGGCAAAACCACACUGAGGAAAAUGCUGUUUCUGUAGAGCAGUCUUAUGGCUUGACCGCACAAGAAUCUUGUAAAUCUGCUUCCAUUUCUCAACAUAAUAGUGGGUCUAUUCCUCUGUUUACAACCACACAGUCUGCCACAGAAGCCAGUCAGCUUUCUGAUCAUUGGCUGUCUGGAAUUAACAGAAAGUAUGGAUCUGUGCCCAAUCUAAAGGUUUCCCGCUACGAGACAGCUUUCGGCCCAGACAACAAAACUGUCACCCGAGUCUUUUAUCAGAAUGGAAUGACUACAGACUAUGGUCAUGAUGAAGAAGAGAGUUCAUUUCUGAAAGACAAAAAUAAUACUGACAAAGCAAAGUCGGCAGUCUGUCUUUAUGAUGACAGACAGUUAGAGAAAGACAGUAGCUUCACUGAGAAACCUGUAGCAAGAAGCAAGUCAUUUGUUAAUGUUAAUAAAUGUAUGAGAAGUGAGUCAGACGAACAUGCUAGAGUACCACACAAAAAUUGUUAUGCUCGCAGUUUAAGUUUUAAUGGAAACAAUGGUUUCGGUCUAAAGCAAAACCAAAAUAACCACAGCAGCCCAGGAAAUUAUAAUAGAGUGGAAUCUGAGGCUGAAAGAAGACCUUGCUCCAGUUCCCAGCAGUCAGAAAAUCAUGAUUCCUCUUACCAGCAGGCUGUGAAUCUUGUGGACAUUGAUCACAUAGAAGUUGCAUCAUCUGUACAAAAUACUUCAGCUUUUGUAAUAAUGUCAGCUUCUACAGCACAAGACAAACAUCCAAGUGAAAGCCAGACUUCAGCAUCUCAUUCUGAGGUCAGCAUCAGUCAGUGUCAGUCUCAUUCUAGUCAAACAAGGACCUCAGUUGCUUCAUCAUCAUCUUAUCCCAUUGUGAAUGAAGGUAUCCACCCAUCACCUACAAAACAACCAGCAGUUGCCUAUGACCUUGAACGUAACUGUGGUGCUUUUUCUGAGGACCAUUUUCCUUCUUCUAAAGCAACAAAGAGUCCAUUUUCAUUACCCACACUUGACCGCUGUCAAUCUCAAAAACUGUUAUAUGAUCAUGUGCCUUCUGUUAUAGGCAGCAUAUAUUGUCAAGAUGAUAGGUCAUUUCAUCAGAAACAAGAAACAGAAUAUAGUGUUGUUCUAGAUGCUUCUAAGAAAAAGUCAGCUGUCAGUCGGACAAACCUGGUCUCAAAGAACAGUUCACAGUCAUGCAUAAACCUCGCUUCCCCGCACAAUGUGUUAUCUCAUAAUGAAGUUCAAACAGCUAUAGAAGUAGCAAAUAGAAUGACAUCUACGCCAUAUUUACCUCAGUGUGAUGAUACAACUGCUGCAAAAGAAGGCUUCAUUUCAAGUCUGAGUUUGUCUCGCAUUACGCCAUUUUACAGCAGAAACUCACACAGUCAUAGAAGAGACAACCAGCAUUCAUUUAUUAGCUAUCCUCAGACUAGACUGGCAGAAGAUCGAGCAAAGAACUCUCUACAGAUGAUUACACUUCUGCUUCCACCAGCCAACAGACGCAAACUUCACUUUUUGUUCAAGAUGAUGAUGAAAAUGACCUUGAACCCCAAUCUGUGUCUGGAUCCAUCACAGACAACUCGUAGUUUGGUUAUUGGCACCUUCUACCCAGCUAUAAUUCGCUCCCCUGAAAGGUGCGAACUAGAUGAAGUCGUACAGUUGCAGUUGGUAUCGUUUAUGUUAGACUGCUAUGAUGAUAUCUUCACGCCACCGUCAGGCAUCAAAACUCAGGUCAGCGACAGGCUUAAGGCUUUGCAGCGACCACAGGUUGUAUACUCACCAAAGCCAGAGCGUACGGUUAGAUUUUGUCAACAAACAAGUGUAACAGACUUUGAGAAUCAAAGAAUAUCCACAUCUCACACUGCUCUAGAGACAUUGCUAGAGGACAUUAUCUCCAAUCAGGACAUGAAUAUCAAGGAGAAAACCAAGAGGUUAAAGCAGUUUCAGAGGAUGUAUCCAACAAUUUACCACAAGCGUUUCCCAGAUGCCGAGUCAGAAGCUAAAGUUCUAAUGGUCAAAGUCAAACAGCCAUUGAUGACCAGGCCACUGAACAAGCUCAAGGGUCUGCGACUGUAA